GUUAAGCAAGCUCAAGGACAAGAAUAAUCGCUUCGAUUCCGUAUAGUUGGCUGGUACAAGACAGUGUAUCUUUUAUCAAUUAAAAACGUAGGGGGAUCAGCAUAAGUGAGUUUAUUAUUCCUCGAGUUGAUUGCUGAACUACCGAUCAAAACGCGGAAAUCUUGAAAGAUGGUAGGGUCGCGGUUUUUCGUGGCAGCAGCUGCGAUUUUCUUCGUUUUUGGGCUGUCUGCUGAGGGAAAAAUUAUGCAGAAAUGUGAAGUUGUCAAAGAGCUGCAGAAAGCAGGAAUUUCCAAGACGUUCAUCAGCAAUUGGGUUUGCUUGAUGAUCACUGAGAGCGGUUUGAACACGGCGGCAAAAAAGGGACCAGGGACAGCCGCCAGUUAUUCCUACGGAAUUCUGCAAAUCAGCAGUCUGAACAAUAAGUAUUGUAUAAGUGGCAGAAAAGGUGGAAUCUGUAAUAAAAAAUGCGAGGACUUCCUCAAUGACGAUAUCAGUGAUGAUAUCGCCUGCGCCCAGAAAAUUCAUACCGCUGAGGGGUUCAAGUACUGGAAGGGCUGGGUCCAAAAGUGCAAGAACAAACCUCUUCCUGAUGUCGGAAACUGCAGGAGGCGGCGGAGGCGUUCGCUCUUUAUCUAAGGAUAUCGAUAAUUUAUCAAUUGCAUGUUUACCCCACUGUAACCAAUAAAAAUUGUUUUAUCAGUAUCAAGAAA
Messenger RNA from Diachasma alloeum, 710 nucleotides. Its product is annotated as lysozyme c-1. The record is from RefSeq and is a predicted model, not a curated record. Bases 169 to 636 code for a protein of 155 amino acids. The transcript is spliced from 2 exons. Lineage: Eukaryota; Metazoa; Arthropoda; Insecta; Hymenoptera; Braconidae.